CUCAAAGCUUCAUUAUCACCAUCUUCAAAUAAAUUCACUUCACCUGUCCUAGAAAUACAAUAAUAAGACGGAUAUCUUCACUGUGUAGACCAUUAGUACGGUCGCAUCAAACUCACUAAAAUGUCAGCCCAAGAAUCAGCAGGUAAAUAAAUAACCAUUCCCAUUCCCAUUCCCAUUCCCAUCCCCAUUCCUAUCCCCCAUCCUCACGCUCAAUCCCAAGAACCAAAUAUCUUACCAUUUCCUAGCAGAUCAACAACCCCCAGCCUCAAGCACCGAUGCCGAACUGUCGUCGCACCAAGAAUCCCACCAAGAAGACCUCAUGAUGGAAGCUCCGGAUUCCCCACCGGAUCUCUACGCCCAUAACUAUAGUUUCUCUGAUACUCCUGUUACGACGCCCUCAAAGAGUGUUGCCCCUCAGGAUAAGAUUAAUCAUGGGUCGCCGGGUAGUUCGUGGACUUCGAAGAAAUUUAGAGAGGAGUAUGAUAGGGCUUGGGAUGCGCUGGUUGAUAGGAAUUGGGAUGGCAGUGAGUUAUUUUCCCCCGUCAUCUUGCUGGUCAGGGAGAGGAAGAGAAAAGAAGGCUAAUGUGAAUGGUAGAGAAAUAUGGUGAUCCGUUGGUCAAGGCUUAGGGAGCUACGAAGAAUUCACGACGAUGUAUUGGGAGAUUUUCGCAACUGGAUGGGGGGCUACGUUGGAGGAUGAGCUUGCCACAUGCUAGCAUUAGUGCGAAGCAGUUACGACAGAAGAUAUGAUGAAAUGCAUAAUGGCUCGGGAGUUGGGAGGAUUUGCUGGCGUUUAGGAAGAAUGGAUGAGAGGGUGGCAAGGAAUAGUCUCUGUCUACCUCGAGGUGAAAAUACAAUACAUGCCUGCUUUCAUAGUUUAUCUCUUAUCAUGGUAUUCCUGUUCUGUCUGUUCACUAUACUGGCUUUGGUA
Molecule: messenger RNA, 931 nt
Organism: Sclerotinia trifoliorum
Lineage: Eukaryota; Fungi; Ascomycota; Leotiomycetes; Helotiales; Sclerotiniaceae
Source: the annotation of a GenBank genome assembly